AUGUCAGAUGCAUCCUCACCGUUAGAUAUACGAUCGGAAUUCCGAGUAGGGGAAAUCAGAUGCAGACGUUGUUGUAAUCUUACCGUGGUGACUCGCACAACGCACGCCGGACUUUUGGAUGAUAAAAGCAAAGCUUCUUCAUGGCCAUAUCUCAACGAGAUUUGUUUUUCCAUUAGCUUUGGAGAUUUUGUUGCAAGAGAUGAAUGUUGCACAAUUGAAAGACUGGAGAUAAGUAGGGAAAUGCUUCUCAUGGAACUUAAACUUUGUCCCUCAAGGUUGCUGUCCGUACCAGCUUCGAUGGGGGAACUUGCGAAAGAAGACCAGAGCAGAAUUGUUAUCUACUCAAGCUCUACAACUCUCAGGUCAACGGGCUUAUUCGCAGGAAGACGAUAG
Molecule: messenger RNA, 393 nt
Organism: Arabis nemorensis
Lineage: Eukaryota; Viridiplantae; Streptophyta; Magnoliopsida; Brassicales; Brassicaceae
Source: the annotation of a GenBank genome assembly